GCGGCCGUGACUUCACUCUCCCUCCUGAAAGCCGGUGCCCGGCAUCGGCAGCGUCUGAAUGGUAUCCUCGGGAGCAUUGGCCGGGGCCAGCUUUUUCGGGUUUCUGCGCACGGCAACCGACACGUUAGGGCCGGCGGGGGCGCACAGCGAGCCCCCGCACCUCGGAGCCGGCGGCGGCCCCCAGCCCCCCCCCCACCAUGAACACCAUCGUCUUCAGCAAGCUGAGCGGCCAGGUGCUCUUCGAGGAGGACGCCAAGGAGCGGGAGAGGGGCGGCCGGCCCUACGUGGGGGUGGUGGAGGGCCCGCACCACGCCGACGUGCUGCUCCCCGACAGCCCGUCCAUCAAGGAGAGCCUCAGCCUGCGCAACCGGCGGACGGGGGCUCGGCAGAGCGGCGGCAAGGUGCGGCACAAGCGGCAGGCGCUGCAGGACAUGGCGCGGCCGCUCAAGCAGUGGCUCUACAAGCACCGCGACAACCCCUACCCCACCAAGACCGAGAAGAUCCUGCUGGCCCUCGGCUCCCAGAUGACCCUGGUGCAGGUGUCGAACUGGUUUGCCAAUGCAAGACGUCGCCUUAAGAAUACGGUCAGGCAACCAGACCUCAGCUGGGCUUUACGAAUAAAGCUGUACAACAAAUAUGUUCAAGGAAAUGCUGAAAGACUUAGUGUGAGCAGUGAUGACUCGUGCUCUGAAGAUGGAGAAAAUCCUCCAAGGAACCAUAUGAAUGAAGGGGGAUACAACAAACCAGUUCAUCACACUGUGAUUAAAACUGAAAGUUCAGUCAUAAAAACAGGAGUGAGACCAGAAACAAGUGCCAAUGAGGAUUACGUGUCACCCCCCAAAUACAAAAGCAGCUUAUUGAAUCGCUACCUGAAUGACUCGUUGAGGCACGUCAUGGCUACUAACGCAGCUAUGAUGGAAAAAACAAGGCAAAGGAAUCACUCUGGUUCAUUUAGUUCCAAUGAAUUUGAGGAGGAAUUGGUGUCUCCGUCAUCAUCAGAGACAGAGGGCAAUUUUGUCUACCGGACAGAAACUCUGGAGAAUGGACCAAAUAAGUGUGAAAGCGCAGCUAACAGAAAAGGAACCAGCAAAGAUGAAACAUACUGGAAGGAGAUCAAUGCAGCCAUGGCCCUCACGAACCUCGCCCAAGGGAAGGAAAAACUGCAGGGAACUACCAGCUGCAUCAUUCAGAAAUCAUCACAUAUAUCAGAAGUAAAGACUGUCAAAGUGCCAUUAGUUCAGCAGUUUUAAGAGAUAGGCCCUUUUUCUUUUUCCUGUCAAGCGGACAUUUUCCUUACAGGGUUGGUUUUCAGCAAAAUCAGAUUCACAGAUAUGAGGCAAAUGUGGAAAAUAGGCCCCCUUUUACAGUAUGGUCAGUUUAAAAAUAAUAAUAAUAAUAACAUUCCUUCUGACUCAGACAUUUUCAUUGUAUUAAAUGAAAUGUUCAAUUUCUUCUAUAAAAGGCAUGUAAAUUAUAAAAAAAAAACUGUUUUUAUCAAAACAUUAACUUAUUUUAUGUUAAUCAAAGUGCGCAUAAGAUGUUUGCAUUGCUAUUACAGUAAGUGCCUUGCUUUCAAAAAAUAAGCUAUAACGUGGGCAUAGUACAACAGUAUUAUGCCUCAAAAUGACAAUGCCAUAAUGCUUAAACUUUGUAUAUUAUUCCAAGUGGGCUUAAGCAGCCUAGGGCUAAACACAUUACUGCUGGAAGCCCUGGAGAAUUGUGCUUAUUAGACUUGAAUGAAUUGACAAGUCUUAAUGAAAUUGUUACAUCAUUUUCUCUCUUUUUUUAAUCAACAGUGUUAUAAAAAUUGUACAGUAUGUUUUGUCAAAGUGACAAUGAGGUUGUUAUGCAUGUUUCUUACCUGUAUAUGCAGUAUAUUAAAAUACCAAAAUCAUUCCUUUGAAAAGUGCAAUACUCUAGAACACACAAAUUUAGGAAAUAAGUUAAUUGUUCAGAUUAUUUUGAACUUAUACAUACACUCCCAGACAUGUUGCUUAUUAAAGAUUUCUAGUUGAGGAGGUUCUAGUCAGACUAGCUGUAAAUUCCAGUUGAAUUUCUAUUGUUUUAAAGCUUUGCUAGUGACUUACUGAAAUUUUUAUACGAGUAAACAAAAUCAAUCUCUUCUUGUACAAAACUGAAUUUAUAGUGCCGUUUAUUAUUUGCAGUAGAGCUCAAAAAAGUUUCCAUGGUGGAAAUUAUUACUUCAAUGUGUUUUAAAUGUUUUUAUUUUGUAGGUACUGCAUACAUGAAAACAGUUGGUUGACAGUUCACAUUUCAGUGAGAAAAAGCUAUAGUUUAAACUAUCAAAACCCAAACUAGAAACAUAAAUGGGACUUGAAGCAUUGAAAAAUCCCAGCAUUUAAUGUAAUGUCUGUAAACUUGACUGCUAUUGAGCAUAACUAGCAUAAAACCAGGUUUAUGUUUAAGGGUUUUCUAGGGUGUACAAGUUAUUCUUAAGUCAUAUAACAAUAGUCUAAUGAGGUUUACAUUGCUUGAAAGGAAUUUACAUGAAAGCAAUUUACAGUGGCAAAGCCAAAUAUGAUUUAUACUGAAACAGUUAUAGAAAACUGGAAAAGAGAUGAUUGUUGCUAAGAUCUGGAUUUUUUUUUUUUUUUUUUUUUCCUGUGGGUAUCCUGUCAGGUGUUUUCCUACUUAUCCCUCUCCCCUUUUCUCUUUUUGGUGAGCCAUCAGUGAACAAGAUAAGACUUCAGUCCUGCUCCCACUGAGUUUAAUGGCCAAACUCCCACUUCAAUGGAAGCAGGACUGUGCUAACAACAAAACUAACUUGCAAGUAUAGGCUGUUCCAGUUGCACUAAAAUAAUCAAGAUACAUUGCAAAUAUCAGCCUUAGUGUGACUUAGAAAACUUCUUGAUGUAACAUAACAUGUUGUUGGGUUUAUUUAGUGUACAAUGAAAAUGAUUUGAUAUGAAAAUAUUUUGUACAUAUAUAUUUUUACUUUGUUUUCUAAAUUGCUGAUUUGCAUUGACUUAAAGUGCCAAGCAAGAAAUGUAUGUCAUGACUGUAUGAACAGUUGAAGUAUGUUUUACUGACUUGCAUCAUUAUGUGUCUAAGAUACCAUGCAUUAAUUUUUGAUACUUUACUGGAUUUUGACAUAAUAAUGUGAGUUUAUAACUAAUAGCAGAGAGUUAAUACUUCACUUUUGUUCAUACUAUUAUAAGUUAUUCUGGUAUUAAAUAUUUUAUGACAAUAAAUUGAUGGUUUUGACAAACUUUUCUGUUAGGAAUACUCACAGUGUUUUUGUCUGCAUAAAUGACAACAAAAUUUGUUAUGUAAAAAAGGUACCUAUGGUGACUUCUCUGGAGUAAAACUGGAGAAGACAAGCCAUACUAUAAACAACUUGUUCAUGGUUCUUUUUUUAAGUGAUCAAAGCACAAAUAAUAAUCUGUAAAACACAUCAAGUGGGUUUUAAAUUUAAGAAUACUUGGCAUAAUUUCUUGUUAUCAUUUCCUUUAAUUUAUUUUUUUUUCUACUGCUGCUUUAGAGUUUUCUGAAAACACAGAUUCUAAUGAAUUACUUGUGUGUCUUUUUUUAAAUAACAAGAAUCACGAUCACUGCUGAGCCAACAGCUAAUGAAGACUCAAUAAUUAUUUAUGGUAUUGGAAAAACAAACAUUAGUACUAUUGCUCUUCUUUGUUUCAACAUAUGUAACCAUUUUAGUAAAAUAAAUAACUGCAAACAACA
This is a messenger RNA of Oxyura jamaicensis (ruddy duck), 3702 nucleotides long. RefSeq names its product mohawk homeobox (gene MKX). Gene Ontology annotation, biological process: regulation of transcription by RNA polymerase II; cell development; muscle organ development. Gene Ontology annotation, molecular function: RNA polymerase II cis-regulatory region sequence-specific DNA binding; DNA-binding transcription factor activity, RNA polymerase II-specific. Gene Ontology annotation, cellular component: nucleus. The transcript is spliced from 7 exons. The coding region runs from base 198 to 1250 and encodes 350 amino acids. NCBI's taxonomy places the organism in Eukaryota, Metazoa, Chordata, Aves, Anseriformes, Anatidae. The record is from RefSeq and is a predicted model, not a curated record.